AUGGUUGCCGUGUUACAACCUGAAACUUUGUCAAAUGUAACAGAUUCGGUGAAUUUCUUAGAUACAGGAAGUGGGAUUAUAAACAAAGACGAAGAAUCUAAACCACUUGUUGGCAUUAUAUAUCCACCACCGGACAUAAGAAAUAUUGUUGAUAAAACUGCCAUUUUUGUCGCAAGAAACGGUGUUCAAUUCGAAGAGCGUAUUCGGGAAAAUGAAAAACAUAAUGCAAAGUUCAGCUUUUUAAACCCUAACGAUCCUUAUCAUGCUUACUAUCAAUACAAAAUUGCUGAAACAAAGGAAGGAAAAGUUCCUAAAAAAGUUGAAGCAAAAGAAGUUGUUCAAGAAGUUAAAGAUGUUCUUCCUCCACCAAAGAUCCCACCAAAAGAACCACCUUCUUUUGAAUUCAUGACCGACAUGCCUGCUAUUUCCGCACAAGAUCUGGACAUUUUGAAAUUGACAGCACAAUUCGUAGCACGUAACGGAAGACAAUUUAUGACUGCUCUUUCGCAACGUGAACAGCGAAAUUAUCAAUUUGAUUUUUUACGGCCAAAUCAUAGUUUAUUUAAUUACUUCACAAAACUAGUAGAGCAGUAUACAAAAGUAUUAAUUCCACCAAAAAAUUUAAAUGAAAAAUUGAGAUAUAACGUAGAUAACAAAUAUCAAAUUCUUGAUCGUGUAAUGCAACGAGUCGAGUAUGCUGCUUAUCAAGAGGAAGAAAGGAAAAAGGCCGAGGAGAAGGAAGAUCAAGAGAGAAUCGCAUACGCCUCUAUAGAUUGGCAUGACUUUGUUAUAGUGGAAACUGUAGAGUUUACGGAAGCCGAUGAGACGAUCGAUCUUCCACCUCCAAUGAGCAUUAUGGAACUUGAAAACAUGACUCUUGCUCAGAAGAAGAUGGCCUUGGUUAAUUUAGCAGAAUCUCAGCCAGAUGAGAAAGCCGGUGAAAUUGAUAUGGAGAUGGACGAUGAUGUAGAUAUGGAAGAUGAUGAUGCAGAAAAAGAAGACCAAGAGCAAGAUACCACACCAGUAAUGAUGGAGAUUAAACCACCAGAUGCUUCUGCGCCAAUGAAAAUCGUUAAAGAUUAUACUCCUAAAGCAUAUGCUCUUAAAACGUCUGUUGACAGACCAACAGUUAUUUGCCCUAGAUGUAAACAGGUUAUACCUGUCGACGAAAUGGAUGACCAUGUUCGUAUUGAACUAUUAGAUCCAAAAUGGAGAGAACAAAAAUUAGCAGCGGAAUUAAAAAAGAAAGAAUCAAAUUUAUUACAAGAAGGUACGGAUGUUGCAAAAAAUCUCAAGGCAUUUUCUGGCUAUCGAUCCGAUAUUUUUGGUAAUGAAGAAACUGAAAUUGGACGGAAGCGUGCAGCUGCCGGCGUUUCUAUUGAUGAACAGAUCGCCGCAAUUCAUAGGAGUAAGGGCUUGACAAGGUAA
This is a messenger RNA of Funneliformis caledonium, 1428 nucleotides long. The record is from the annotation of a GenBank genome assembly. NCBI's taxonomy places the organism in Eukaryota, Fungi, Glomeromycota, Glomeromycetes, Glomerales, Glomeraceae.